Molecule: messenger RNA, 3859 nt
Organism: Mercenaria mercenaria
Lineage: Eukaryota; Metazoa; Mollusca; Bivalvia; Venerida; Veneridae
Product: leucine-rich repeat-containing protein 74B-like
Exons: 13
Coding region: 584-2416 (610 amino acids)
Biological process (GO): activation of GTPase activity; nucleocytoplasmic transport
Cellular component (GO): nucleus; perinuclear region of cytoplasm; cytosol
Molecular function (GO): small GTPase binding; GTPase activator activity; calcium ion binding
Source: RefSeq, a predicted model, not a curated record
AAAACCUAUUGACUACCUACAUUUACUAAAUCUUUUUAUAAACAUAGAUGUAUAGAGGGGUUAUUGGGCAAUGAAAGUUGUGAAGUAUUUAGAUAGUGACAGUGUUUAUUGGUUAGAGUGUAUCUUCUACUAAAUUGUUACUGUUAUUAUACAAUGGACGAAAGUAAAUUUAGAAAGUUAAUGAUCGAAAUAUGUUAUUGGAUAUGAAUAUUGAUAUACUGCAUCACAAAAGGGAUUAAUAUAUCUUUAUCUCAUUUUAAGGAAACUCUACGAGCAGUGUAAGAAAUUACAUUCUUGAUAAAAGUGAUAGAAAUGUCUUAUGAUAUGAUAAGGUAUAAGGGACUUUAAAUCGCAACAAUUUGCGGUAUUUACCGUGCACGUAUAUCUGUAUAUUUUUCUUGUCUAUUUUUCAUACGGAUGGAUCACUUAAUAGCUGGCAAGAGCAAGAAUAAAAUGUAAAUUAAGAAAGUUCAAAUUAAGACAUAAUUUUAGGGAUUAUAUUCUCCUCGACAUAAACAGAGCGAUUUAUUUAUUGCGUACUUGCAUCAUAUAAUGAUAAAUUGAGAAAAAAGGAGACAUCUAAAUGGAUAAACUUACGUCGCGAACGGUGUUUCAUGACAUUGAGACGCAGCCGACAAUACUGGAGGAGGAUGACGAUAACUAUUUGGUUGAAGACCGUAUUUCAUCCACCCCUGCGUCGGGAGAACGGAAGUCCAAAAUGUCUCCUACUCCACGUAUUGACUCGGACGAAGAAUGGGACACUGAUCUUGAAACUGAAGGCAACGAGGUAAAGCGGCACUAUAUCAGCGAAGAUCAGGUGAAACAGGUCUACCUAGCUGCAUGUCGACAACUGAAUAUCGUACCAGCUCAUUGUUUCCUUAAAGCCAUAAACACAGAUGUGAUGAACCUCAACUUUCAGGGUCUAGGAUCUUUAGGCACACGUGCAGUGGCAACUGCGCUUGUAAUUGACAGAUUUACAACCAGGUUGAAUUUGGCUGGAAACUUAAUGGGACAUGAAGGCAUCAGAAAUUUAUGUGACAUGCUGAAAGAAAAUGACUUCAUUACACAUCUAGAUUUGUCCGAGAAUGGUCUGGAUUCCUACGCUGCAGAGGUGAUCUCAGGUGUCUUUAAAGUUAACGACACGCUAACUGAUCUCAUCCUGUCUGGUAACCAUUUCAAAGAUUAUGAUGCCGAACAUUUCGCUGCUAUGCUCAACGUUGGUUCAAGAUUAAAACAUGGACAAUUUACUGGACUACGUAACCUUGAUCUAUCACAUAAUGACCUUGGGGACAUAGGCGCGCAGAUUUUAGGCCAUGCAAUAGGUGACAAUGAAACACUAACACAUAUCAGCUUGGCGUGGAAUCAGAUUCGAAAAGCAGGGAUAAGUUGCAUUGCGAAAGGAAUUGGGGAAAAUAAUAGUUUGUUAGUGUUUGAUCUUACAUCUAAUGGUGUUGAUAACGAGGCAGCAGAGCUUAUUGGAAAGGCACUUGUCAAUAACCGAAAACUGACAGAGCUAAAUCUUACAUCAAACAGAGUCGGGUUUGUGGGUAUCGCCUCUUUGUUCAAGUAUAUUGGAAAGAAUGAUACACUAAAAGUCAUCAGGUUAACCAAUAAUCCUAUAACAAGUCAGGGACCAGCGGCAGCAUUAAAGUUAUUACAACAAAGCGACUGCAGCGUUCUACAGGAACUGGAAAUAGCGGAUGCAUGUGUACCGAGAGAGUUUUAUAGUGUUCUUGAAGAGGUACAACACGUCCGUCCACAGUUUAAAGUUCAGCUCGGAGGUUUUAUGAAUGCUAGAGACAUGUGCAAGGCUGAAGCCAAAUCCCAAACUGAAGCAUGGAAGAGAGACCCAAUCCUUGUGUUCAUAAAUUUCAUUGACGAUCGGAAGAUCAAAGUGUUUGAUAUGUUUAAAUUGUUUGAUAAAGACAAAAGCUGCACUCUUACCAGAGACGAGUUCAAGAUCGGUCUCAGUAAGAUCGGGUGUCCUCUUGCGGAACAGGAACUGAAUCAACUUUUAAAUGUUCUCGAUGUGGAUAAAGACGGAGAAAUUGAUUUAGGAGAAUUCAUGGAUGGGUUUGAUAAGCACAAAAGACGUCUCACAAAAUACAGUAAAUAUGGAACAACAAGCAGAGUAGCAUCACCCACGUCUAGGGCGAAUUCCGGACCAUCAUCAACAGUCUCUAGUAGACCUUCAUCGUCCUCUUCGGAUGGUCGAGCCCAACAUGCGAGCAGACCAUCGUCAGGCGUACAUGCCGAUGUUAUAAAUUCCAAAAAUAUUACCACAGAAACAAUCACCCACACUUUGACCUUGGAACCACCAGGGCAGUCAUAUGCCUUGCAUGCUUCCUAUAAUGAUCAAGCGCCUGACAACAAUGAUAUCGUUCUAACUGUUCCGAAAGGCUUAACAGUCACGUGAUUCUUUGACAAAAGUGUUGUUGUUGAUGGUCGUUGCUACCAUGGGAAUUAUUAAAAAUGAAAUAAAAAGUUAAAAUGCCAUUAAAAGCAGCAGUAGAAGGGAAAAUUGAAAGGAGGUCAUUUUUAUUCUAGUGAUUUCUUACUUUUGUCCUGAAAUUACAUUAUUUGCGACAGUUAACAAUACUUCAUGUAUUAGCUUAAUAAACAUUGUUAUUAUGUGAACGAGUACCCAUUCGUACUAAAUGAGGUUAUGGAUGAGUUUUAUUUAUUUUGAAUUCUUUUCGUGAAAAAGACGAAUGCUAGUGAAAACUAUGGUGGCAUAUUUCUGCCACGAGCUAGCUAUGUAACUAUUGGCAGUAUUGGGACACUUUGAAUAUAAAAACUACCUUGAUAAAGCGAAGAUUUCUUGAAGGAUUAUCCCAAAAGCCGAAAGUUUCCUGGAAAUGUUAUUGCCAUAAUUCACAUGAUUAUCUCGAUACGUUUUGCACUUUUGCACAAGUGCCUGCCCACAGCUGCCAUUCAUAAAUUGAUAUCUAUCUCGAAACUUUCAAAAACUGUAUUGAUAUUCGAACUUUUCUGAAAAUUUGUUCUCAUUAAAUUAUAUUUUCCUGGAAAUAUAGUUUCUUGCGAUAUUGUUUUUAGAAAAAUGCAAAACAUUGCGAGAAAGUUUAGAAUAUUAUCGAGAGCUAGCAGUUAUGAGCAUUUACGCGGUAUUUGGCGCUAGAACAUUUUCAAGAAAUACAAAAAUAUCUAGAUAAUAUCAUUCAAUGCAUAAGUGUUUUAUGAAGAAUGCACAUAUUUUCUGGAAAGUUUAGAAUGUUUUUGAUAUAGCUACUAUAUUGUGGCAGAAAUCUGCCACCAUAGGAAACAUUGGACAAAACCCGGUGUUGGUUAAGUAGAAUCUUCUCGAGUUCUGUGUUUAAGUCAAAUUAUGACUUCCUCCAUUUUAGGUUUUGUUAUGUUUUACUGUAAAGUCAAAGAAUGAUUGAAUCUACAGCUUUGUCAGUAGCAUCGAAUCUAGUAUGACACCAUGAUAUCUACCCAACCGUGGUUUGAAAUGAAGUACAUUUUGCAUUGAUUAUUGUUCCGCUUGGCAAUUAUUCGAACUCAAAAUGAUUUUAAAUGAAAGGUUUUACGGCUUCUGAUUUAACUGUCAGCCUAUCAAUUAGACUAUCAUCAAUAUUUUCAUUAUCUUAAAAACUUGUAUAAAAUCCAAACGACUGAUUGCGGAAAAUUUCAACUGCUUCAAUCGGUCUUUGGAACAAAGGCUGAAAAAUUCAUGCCAUCAUUUAGAAAUUCUCAAUUAUUUUAAAUAAAUAUCAUUUUCAAUUAAGGUUACCACACAGUGUUUCCUUUAUCCAAAAUGGGUCUAAGUGGUGUCUUAUAAAUCAACUAUCAUAACAGCAAUCUCUAAGUGGUAAUAAAAUUCCUCACCAUACUUGGA